Molecule: messenger RNA, 912 nt
Organism: Hemisphaericaspora subhashii
Lineage: Eukaryota; Fungi; Ascomycota; Pichiomycetes; Serinales; Debaryomycetaceae
Gene: MOB2
Product: Mob2p
Exons: 1
Coding region: 1-912 (303 amino acids)
Biological process (GO): positive regulation of protein phosphorylation; signal transduction; cell division
Cellular component (GO): cytoplasm; nucleus
Molecular function (GO): protein kinase activator activity
Source: RefSeq, a predicted model, not a curated record
AUGUCAUUUUUAAACACCAUUCGAGGGUUGGGAAGAAGUUCAAAGAAGAACAAAAAGGACUUAGAAACAGUACCUUCACCCGUCUAUGGAGGAGCUCCAUUAAGGAGGAGUCAGUCCCCAACCAAGGGAUCACCUGUGAAACAAUCUAGAGGCAUACAUCAGCAAUCACCAAGUAAAAGAAAUAGAUUAAAAUCACCUAAUGCUGAACUGCCAAUCCAACAACAUCAAACACAAUCAUCACUGCCAAGUAUUCAUUCACUACAACAAUCUGCACGAAUGUCACGAAAGGACAGCCAGGACCAACAACAGCAACAACAACCGGUACCAUUACCGCUCUUUCUAUGUGAUCCUUAUGUCAAGACUGCACUUGUCAAGGGUUCAUUCAAGACGAUUGUUCAAUUACCAAAAUAUGUUGAUUAUGGUGAAUGGUUAGCGUUAAAUAUCUUUGAGUUAUUCAAUAACCUAAACCGUUUCUAUGGAGUCAUAUCUGAAUAUGUGACCCCGGAGGCAUAUCCAACCAUGAAUGCAGGUCCAAAUACAAAUUAUCUAUGGGUUGAUGGGACUGGUCAAGCUGUGAAUCUACCUGCAUGUCAAUAUAUAGACUAUGUCAUCACUUGGAUUUCAAAUAAAAUAAAUGAUCAAUCAGUAUUUCCAACCAAAAGUGGUGGAGCAUUCCCACCCAAUUUUUUAAAGGACUGUAAGAAUAUAAGUAGACAAAUGUUUAGAAUCUUUGCUCAUAUUUAUCAUAAUCAUUUUGAUAAGAUUGUUCAUUUAUCUUUAGAAGCUCAUUGGAAUUCUUUCUUUGCUCAUUUUAUUUCAUUUAUUAAAGAAUUCAACUUGAUUGAUAGAAAUGAACUUGAACCACUUUUACCUUUGAUUGAAAAUUUUGAACAACAAGGUAAAAUUAUAUAG